CUUGGCUCCAUGACACGAGCUCCAUAUAAGGCAGCGAUCUCCAUAGUAACGUGUCAGUUUGAAUAGUAAGUGUCAAAGUUCACUAUAUACAGACAGUCGCGCACAUCCCCCUUUUCGGAAACGUUGCUCCGCUGCUCUCCCCGUGUAACCGCAUCCAUUAGUACAUGUGACUCGGACUUCUCUGCUUGUAUCGCACAUUCUAAUUGCCGGCUGGGAUUGGUUUUUUUUUUUCCUUUUCAUUUCCCCCCUUUGCCUCCCCGGCUCCAUUUGAUCAGCAGCAGAACUCCAGGAGCAGCAGCAGCGAGUGCUCCAGCCUAUUGUUACUAUUAGUACUGCUCUUAUUCACAAUCGCUGCUCCACGAGGACUUUUCCUGCGACUUUUUUGUGUUUUAUUGGUUUUUUUUCCAAGUGACUUGAGAAGCAGAAAGGACAGAGGAGCCGGCGGCACAUACAGUCGCCUUCUCCUUGUUAUUGGGCCACAUGGGAUAAGCCGAGCUCUGCUGUCGAUGCUGCUCACGGGUCGGAACCUCCAGUCGGUGUCUGUGACUUCUGUACGAAUGAGACAACAACUGCCGCGGUUAUUUCUCCAUCGCUGCCAAUAAUAAAGGGACUAUUUGGCGAGGGAGGGAAGCGGCUGAUCUGCUGUUGGAUGAGGCUGAUUCCCAGGACUGGCUCUAUGAAUGGCUGACUGCAUUUUGCCCUGGAUUUGGCCCCCGGAUACUUACACCCCCUGAUCGGUCCCCCCCACCCUCCCACCCCCUCCAAACAUUUAUUCCCCUUCUUCACCCUCCCUCCUGUCACCCAAGGCCUCCAGCUCACCGAUCCGUCCUGCACAGUUGGCUCCUGCUCGCCCUAUGUCUGCCGAGCUCUGCAUUACCGGCGAGAUUGGGGCUGCGAAACCCACCGCCUCCCCAUCCCCAGCCUGAACCCUCCUCCUGCCGCCUUGCAGCCCGGAGAGCAGGGGAGGAGGACCAGCACUUCCACACUCAGGGGAGGAGGACCAGCACUUCCACACUCAGGGGAGGAGGACCAGCACUUCCACACUCAGGGGAGGAGGACCAGCACAUCCACACUCAGGGGAGGAGGACCAGCACAUCUACACUCAGGGGAGGAGGACCAGCACAUCUACACUCAGGGGAGGAGGACCAGCACUUCCACAGUCAGGGCGGGGUGGGGGGCACAGUUCCAGCCGCACUUGCAGCGCCCAGUUGGGGACACAAAACAUCAUUAGCUCCCCAUUUCGCUGUUCAAGAGACAGGGGGAAAUCCCUUGAGCCCAAAUCCAAGGAAACGGCUCCCAUUAGCGGCCAGCACCACGGCAGACACAGCCAGCAGCUUCUUCUUCUCCUCCAGGAUCAAAUCCCCCCAGACCGCGGCCAUCAGCUCGCUCUCCAGCACUUUGUGGGCCCGAGAUAUGGCAAUGGUAGUCAGCGGCUGGAGAGAUCCGCAGGAGGACGUGGCCGGGGGGAAUCCGGGAGGCCCAAAUCCGGGGGUCAGGGAGCAACAACAAGCGCCCUCCGCCGCCCCCCACACGCCGCAGACCCCAAGUCAGCCGGGACCUCCAUCCACUCCGGGUGCGGCCGGGGACAAGACGGGGCAGAGUCAGCACAUUGAGUGCGUGGUGUGCGGGGACAAGUCCAGCGGGAAACACUACGGACAGUUCACCUGCGAGGGCUGCAAAAGUUUCUUCAAGAGGAGCGUCCGGCGGAACUUAACGUACACUUGUCGCGCCAACCGCAACUGCCCCAUAGACCAACAUCACCGCAACCAGUGCCAGUACUGCCGCUUCAAGAAGUGCCUGAAAGUGGGAAUGAGGAGGGAAGCGGUACAGCGAGGUAGGAUGCCUCCGACCCAGCCGAACCCAGGCCAAUACGCUCUCACCAACGGCGACCCCUUGAACGGCCACUGCUACCUGUCCGGAUACAUCUCUCUGCUGCUGCGGGCCGAGCCCUACCCCACGUCCCGCUAUGGAAGCCAAUGCAUGCAGCCCAACAACAUCAUGGGCAUUGAGAACAUCUGCGAGCUGGCGGCCCGGUUACUGUUCAGCGCCGUGGAGUGGGCCAGGAACAUCCCUUUCUUCCCGGACCUGCAGAUAACUGAUCAGGUGGCUCUGCUGCGACUGACGUGGAGCGAGUUGUUUGUGCUGAACGCGGCGCAGUGCUCCAUGCCGCUCCAUGUGGCCCCUCUCCUGGCCGCUGCUGGACUCCAUGCUUCCCCCAUGUCCGCCGACAGAGUGGUGGCCUUUAUGGACCACAUCAGGAUCUUCCAGGAGCAGGUGGAGAAGCUGAAGGCCUUGCAUGUAGACUCGGCCGAGUAUAGCUGCCUUAAAGCCAUCGUCCUCUUCACACCAGAUGCCUGCGGCCUGUCAGACGCUGCGCACAUUGAGAGCCUACAGGAAAAGUCGCAGUGCGCCCUGGAGGAGUAUGUUAGGAGCCAAUACCCCAACCAGCCCAGCAGAUUCGGAAAACUACUUCUAAGGCUCCCAUCCUUGCGCACAGUCUCCUCUUCUGUCAUCGAGCAACUCUUCUUCGUGCGUUUGGUAGGUAAAACCCCAAUAGAGACACUAAUAAGAGACAUGUUAUUAUCUGGAAGUAGUUUCAAUUGGCCUUACAUGCCCAUCCAAUGCUCCUAGGGAGCCGCCUUGGGACUCUCACUUGGACCUCAUUUGGCCACACUGCUCCAAUGAUGCUAGGCUUAAUUAAUAAUACAUUUUUUUUAAAAAUAAAUAAAUAAAUCCAUUCUAUCUGGAGGACUCUUCUGGAAAAAGGACCAUGGGAAAUCUAAUAUAAAGCGAGGAAACUGAGCCACUUGGAUGUACUAUGGACCGAUGUGGAUUGGUCUGUACAGAAUGGCAAGGACCCCGUGCAGACACAAGCACUGACUACUCACCAGGAACAUUUCCUGGCCAUUUUGUAAUAUAUAUAUAUAUAUUAGUCUUUAUUUUCUUUUUUUUAUGUCCAGUUGAAAGCAAUGUAUGCGCAUAAAGAACAACACAAAAGCAGAGAUACGAAAAUGGGGACAUCUUGUGUUUUCCCAAUAAUUAUAAACCAGAAACUCGUCCUGUGUCUAUGUAUCUAUAUCUGUUUUGUAUUUUUCUGGUUCCAAACCAGGUCUCCUGUAAUUCUAUACUAAUAAUUUUUGAUAUAACCCUUUUGCUUCUUAUAAUGACUGCGAUAUAUGUUGUCCAGGCGUCAAUUCUUCAAGAAUUAAAAUUGAAGUGAGAAUUUAAACAGAAUAAAAAGACUUUAGCAAAAUAAUUGGUUU
This is a messenger RNA of Xenopus laevis (African clawed frog), 3263 nucleotides long. It is a transcript of the gene nr2f1.S, whose product is annotated as nuclear receptor subfamily 2 group F member 1 S homeolog. Gene Ontology annotation, cellular component: nucleus. Gene Ontology annotation, biological process: regulation of DNA-templated transcription; DNA-templated transcription. The transcript has 3 exons. Bases 1414 to 2631 code for a protein of 405 amino acids. The record is from RefSeq and is a predicted model, not a curated record. Gene Ontology annotation, molecular function: sequence-specific DNA binding; DNA-binding transcription factor activity; zinc ion binding. NCBI's taxonomy places the organism in Eukaryota, Metazoa, Chordata, Amphibia, Anura, Pipidae.